Candoia aspera is the source of this 1965-nucleotide messenger RNA. It is a transcript of the gene CCDC92B, whose product is annotated as coiled-coil domain containing 92B. Lineage: Eukaryota; Metazoa; Chordata; Lepidosauria; Squamata; Candoiidae. The transcript has 4 exons. The record is from RefSeq and is a predicted model, not a curated record. Bases 198 to 1133 code for a protein of 311 amino acids.
AUCUGUGCUCCGCCCAGGAUUCUCGGGAGUCUUGACGUAUAGGCAGAGGGUGCUUGGAUGGCCCUUGGAGGAUCCCUGGAAGCCAACUUGCUCACCCUUGACUGUCCUGAAAGCUCCCCGCCUUGAUGACCCCAAGUUGUGCCCAUCAGAUCUUGCCUCCUUAUUUUGCACAGGCCUAGACUGUUCACUGCGUUGCGAUGGAGACUUUGUCCCUGGAGCAUCAGAUUCAAAGUGUGCAAAGACACAUCGCCUUCCUCAAAAAGGAGCAGAUGAAACUCCUCCAUGAUUUGCAUCUGGAGAUCCUACGCUUACAAAAAUACUGCACAGAGCUGACCCAUGAUCUUGAAGUGAAGGAAUUGGAAGCCAGCCAGCAAGAUAUAAUAGACCAGGAAUUGGAAGAAAAGUGCAAGAUCAUGGAAACCCAGUUGAAAGAGAAAGAGAAGGACAAUCUAGAAUUGCACAAGGAGCUGAGGCAUAAAGAGAGCUUGGUAGCAGCCCUCCGAUCCAACUUGAGGAACAAAGAGAGGAAGUUCUUAGAAGAGCUCAAGAGGAGAAGCCACCGAGUUACCGUCCUCAACACAGAGCUGCAGAAGCAGACUGAGGCCGCAGCUUACCUCUCCCUCCAGCUUCAUUCAACCAAACAAAAACUUCACAGUUCCCGGCAGAGGAGCACGCCCCUGCCUGAGAGACCCCCGGUGAAAACGUCCAUCCCUCAACCCAGCGCUGAGGCUAGGCCCAAAAAACGGACUCAGAAGUCCCACGCCCGUCGGCAGGUGAGCAGCACUUUCCACUGCAAAGGUACCUUCAAGGACAUUGUGGCUCGUGAGAGGCUAAGCAGUUUUGAAGAAGUCGAACCCAUGCCCGACCCAGCUCUUUUUUUAUACACCAAACGAUACCACCCUCCGUUCCGUCAUCAGAAAUCAGAGCAUAGCACAUCAGGUUUGCCCACCAAGGAAGGCCCUGGGCAGGGUGACCCAAAGGGCAAUUGGAAAAAAUCUUUUCAGCAGCUCCCUGAAGAACCUACAGGAGCUGAGAGAAACAUCAGAACUUUGGGUCAACGUCAGCCAUCUUCCAAAGAGGAACCACAGGAGCGAAAUAGCACUAGUGCUCACCCUUCAAAAGACACUGAAUAAAGGACCAGAGGGGGAAAGUAUGCCACCAUUUUGAAGUAGCUUGUCAGUAGGAACUGAUCGGCUCAAGCACAUCCAUCAAUCUAGAGCCACGGGGCACGGAAUGUUCCACUCCUAAAGCCAUUGAGAUGCCACCAUCUUUGACUGUUACCUAAUUUAAAACACCGACAUGCUGUAGCUGUGCAUCCCCUGGGAAUGGGGUCAGUAGGAGUGGACUGACCCAACCACCAGGAGGGCAAUGGAGUCAUCUGCUUUGGUUACAAUAAGCAACCUUGCUCCAUGUUUUGGCGAAAAGGAUCAGAAAAGUGAAUCUCAAGUAUUUGUGCCUUGCUUGCUGGUUUUGGUUUUCCUUUUUUAAACUCUGAUGGGAGCUUUCCCAUUGGCACGGGAAUCUGGCUUUCAUCAGCAAGCACUAAAGCCAGCAUCUGGGAUUCACCUAUGUUGAAUGUGUGUGGUUUACCCCUCUCAGUUGAGUGUGGUUUGGUUUAGUUUGACAUUUCAAUACUUAGAAUAUCAUCCAUUACUGGAGAAGAUGGCCAUGAAUGUGAGUGUCUGGGGGAAAGAUUGCUUUUCUAGGAUAUACAGGGAAAGGAUAGGGUGUUUUGGAAUAUAUAUUUUGAGCAAAGCAGGGAUGUGCAACCUCAGGCCUAGGGUUACAAUGGUUCUGAAAACUUUCAGUAUGACUGCUCAAGAUCCUCAAAAAUUGCCACCACAUUGUAAUUUCUAAAACAACUGAAAUGGGAAGUUAUUAAAACCAUGGAGAGAAAUCAUAUUAAUUGUGUGUAACACCAUAAAUUAAAAUUAGUUAAAUGUAAUUAUAAAUUCAACUAAACUG